AUGUCCGCCGCCUCGCGCGCCAUGCUGGGCAAGGUCCGCAAACUCGUACCUCCCAUGCUGGAGAAAUUCCACAAGGGACAGCUAGGCCGAGUUGCUGUCAUUGGCGGCAGCGCCGAUUAUACAGGAGCACCGUACUUCUCGGCCAUGGCGUCGGCACGACUGGGCUGUGAUCUAUCCUACGUCUUUUGCGAACCCUCUGCGGCGCAGACCAUCAAGUCUUAUUCACCCAACCUCAUGGUGUCCCCAAUCCUCCGAUCUACUGCUUCGAUAUCCCAGGCACAGAAAGAGAAGGAGCCGACUGGUGAAGAGUUGGCCAAGCCAAUCCUAGACAUGCUGCCACGUCUGCAUGUGCUCGUCAUCGGGCCCGGACUGGGAAGAGACAUCAUCACGCAGAAGCAGGUAAAAGCCGUGAUCACGGCAGCACGAAAGCAUGAUCCGCCUGUACCAAUGGUUUUGGAUGCGGACGCUCUAUGGCUUGUGCAGACAGACCCGGAUCUUGUCAAGGGUCACAAAGAAUGUAUCCUCACACCCAAUGUCGUUGAAUUUGGCCGACUUGCAAAGGCAGUAGGCACGGGCGAAGACAACAGCGAUCCAGCAAGAGCGUGCCAGAAUCUCUCCAAAGCCUUGGGCGGCGUAUGCAUCAUUCAGAAGGGUGCGGUGGACUACAUUUCUCAGGGUAUCGACACCACCAUCUCGGACUUCCAGGGUGGUCUGAAGCGAUCUGGUGGUCAAGGUGAUACUCUGACUGGCUCAUUGGGUACCUUCCUUGGAUGGCGAGAACUCUACCAUGAGGGACUGUGGGACGUCGGCCCCGAGAAAAUGAGUCGGGAGGAGACUCUCUUAGCUGUGGCAUUUGGAGGCAGUGCUAUCACGAGAGAGUGCUCGCGCCGUGCUUUUGCGAAGCGGCAGAGAAGUCUGCAAGCCAGUGAUCUCACUGAUGAGGUGCAUGACUCAUUUCUUACACUCAUUGGAGAGCCGGAAGAGCUGCCCAAGCUCUGA
Messenger RNA from Exophiala xenobiotica, 999 nucleotides. RefSeq names its product YjeF family domain-containing protein. NCBI's taxonomy places the organism in Eukaryota, Fungi, Ascomycota, Eurotiomycetes, Chaetothyriales, Herpotrichiellaceae. Gene Ontology annotation, molecular function: ATP-dependent NAD(P)H-hydrate dehydratase activity. The coding region runs from base 1 to 999 and encodes 332 amino acids. The record is from RefSeq and is a predicted model, not a curated record. The transcript has a single exon. Gene Ontology annotation, biological process: metabolite repair.